Molecule: messenger RNA, 4758 nt
Organism: Cavia porcellus (domestic guinea pig)
Lineage: Eukaryota; Metazoa; Chordata; Mammalia; Rodentia; Caviidae
Gene: Tmem229b
Product: transmembrane protein 229B
Exons: 4
Coding region: 1289-1810 (173 amino acids)
Source: RefSeq, a predicted model, not a curated record
CUUAGGUGUGGGAAUCAUGGACCCUUAUGAGUUUGAGAUAGAAGACUUUGCUGAAGGAGCGGGAACCCCUUCUAGAACACCCUACUGCUUUCUCCCGGGGUACAUGAAAACACUGGGUGAUGGUGGACUACACACCUGGGUGUUCUCCUCUCCCCAGGUCCAUGCCCAGCCCCGAUCCGGGCUCUGGCCCUGUCUCUGGCUGCCAUCUCUUCCUUUGGCCCCCCCUGACCCCUGGUCCAAGGAGGGAGAUGCUGGGCUGGGCUGGGGAGCGGGGGAGCCGGAGACGUUGGUGUCUUUCGCAAGUGUCUUCCUUCCUGUCCGCCUCUGGCCAGUCUGAACCUGACCCCCAUCCCUUCUGCCCUGACUCCACUCCCUGUCUUUCUCUAGGGUGUCUGGGGGUAUGUUUGGUUGCCUCAGGUAUAGAGCUUGCCUUAGCUGGUUGUUCAGAGACUGCUUCCAGUCUCUUCCCAGAGGACAAGAGCAGGACCUGGGAAGGGGCCUCUGGUGUAACCUUGGGGGCUCUGAUGGCCCAUGCUGUGCACUUUCAGCAACCCAAUAACAAAUGGACCGUCACUCUGGCCUUCUGACUUGGGUCGUGGGAGAGACUAGGAUUCUCUUUACUGUACCAGGAACUGAAUGGCCCACACUGGGUGGUACAGUACUUUUUUCUCUAGAAAACAAAUGGGCCAAGCUCCAGGUCCCCAGACCCUGACCUUGUAUCUCCAGGAAUGAGAUACCUCCAGCUCCCAGCUGGCUGUCAUCCUGGGACAGGACAGCCCUUUGGGAGCUCAGCGCUGCCCUCCCACCCCCCUUCAGAAGGCAGAGCUACAUCUGGUUGCCUGCGGAGACAGAUGGCACUGGAGGGCUCCCGACUUCUGCUGGACUCUCCGCCUCUGCCGUGAGUGAGCUGAUGGUCUAGUGGUUGGGCCAGGGCACUUUUCUUUGGAGCACCAUUCUCUCUGGAGCCAUGAAGGGUAGGGCUGAGGGACACAUGGAAACCGCCACCCACCAGCCAAGGAUCAGCUGAAUCCUGGAGCUGAUGCUUGCUCACAUUGCUGAGAAUGGUACCGAGGCUCAGUGUGGCACCAGGACGGAGGUUAAGCUGGGAUACUCCUGCACAGGGAUCCUGAUGUCUAUUCUGAGCCACACACUCAAAGCUGUGAUACAUCUGUGGACGUUCAGAAGAGAGAAUUAGUGGCUGGGGAGAGAUUUCCUUCUGAAGAUCACCGUGCGCUGGAUUUGUGCUUGUAGAAGCAUCACCAAAGAGGGCAAAUAGGACCUGCAAAGUAUGGAGCAGCAGGCCCCAGCCAACACCAUGGCUUCCGCCGAGCCCCUGACCGCGCUGUCCCGCUGGUACCUGUACGCCAUCCACGGCUACUUCUGCGAGGUGAUGUUCACGGCGGCCUGGGAGUUCGUGGUGAACUUUAACUGGAAGUUCCCGGGCGUCACGAGCGUGUGGGCCCUCUUCAUCUACGGCACCUCCAUCCUCAUCGUGGAGCGCAUGUACCUGCGCCUGCGGGGCCGCUGCCCGCUGCUGCUGCGCUGCCUCAUCUACACGCUCUGGACCUACCUGUGGGAGUUCACCACCGGCUUCAUCCUGCGCCAGUUCAACGCCUGCCCCUGGGAUUACUCCCAGUUCGACUUCGACUUCAUGGGCCUCAUCACCCUGGAGUACGCCGUGCCCUGGUUCUGCGGGGCCCUCAUCGUGGAGCAGUUCAUCAUCCGCAACACCCUUCGCCUCCGCUUUGACAAGGAUGCCGAGCCUGGUGGCCCUGUGGCCCUGGCCAAUGGACAUGUCAAGACCGACUGAGUAGGGGAUGUGUGGGGAGGGCUCGAGGGUCUCUCAUGGAACCCAUGGACAAAGAGAUCAAGCCGGCAGCUUGCCUCUUCUAUUUAGCACAAGCCCUGUCCCAGCAGGGCACACGCAGCCCCAUAUCCUCAUGGGGAAUGGUGUUGGGGGCCCAAGAGUCGAGGCAACAGAAGGACACUGGGAAAGGUCCCUGGGUCUCCACCAGCCCAGGGGCUGGUGGCUGGAGCCGUGUGGCUGGGUAAUGACUGGUCUGCAUGAUGACUUAGAAAGCAACAGGGCCUGUUCUGACUAGGGAACAUUGUACAUGGGGCCGAAGGUGAGAGGCAAGGUCUGCCGAGGCUUUGGGCUGCCACUGCAGCCCCCUCGCUCCCUCUCACUCAGACUUAGCUGGGCUUUGGCUGGUUCCAUUAGGCAAUAUUCAGGUGCUUGCUUGCAACCAAUACCUCCCCGAGGGCCUGCUGAGCGGCAGCCUGAGAGAGACGCUGCAGCCACCGAGCUGCUUGGCAGCAGGGCUGGUCUGCAGGCGCUGGGAACCUUCCCCUGGCUCCUCUCCCCUCCCCAGGGCCCCACGCUGCUCCCUGGGCCUUCUGGGGGCCCCCGUGGUGCUGGAAUUCCCACCAACCUUGGGCUUUUGGAGGUUUCAGUCCCUGCGUGUUCGGUGGUGUUUCCCCCUUUCUCUUGUUUUCAAGGCCUUUACCACUAGUAGCCCUUUUAUCCGUGUCGGUCACCACACCUGCCUCCAUCCCCAGCUCCCUAGCCAACACGGCAGCAGCCAGGGGUCAAACCCUGAGAGACCCUGCCUGUCUUCUCACCGCCUCCACUCCUCCCCUUGGCCCGAUGACCAGGAGGUCCUGAGUUCUGCCUCCCCAGCUCUGGUCUGGUGGGCAGCUUGGCAGUGUCACCUCCCUGCAAGGACCCUGCUCAAAGCAAAUAGUAACCCCAGAGCACAGUUGGCCCAAGGGGCAAAUCAGUACAAGAGGGGAAGAGGCAGAGCUCUAGGUCCUAUUGGCUUGUACUGGUUUAUUUUCAAGCCAGGGGGAACAAAGUAGCUUUCUAGGGAAUGGAGGAGCAGGUAUCCAGUGUUGGAGAUCCAUGGGGGAUGAAAGGAAAAGAGGACCACAGAUGGUUCUUUGGAAAGCCAUCAUGGGAACAAGGGAUCUGUUCCAGUUCUACCAUGGCCCCAGCUCUGCAGCUAAACCUCAGGAUUGCCCCUUCUCCUCCCCUCCUGGCAAGGCUGCCCCUUUGAGCUUGCUCCUCAAAUAGUGUUACCCCCGCCACACUCAUGGUCAUCACCUUAGUGAUCUCCCUUUUCCCCAUGACAGAUCCAUUGCUGGCAGUGGACAGGUGACAUCCUCACUCCAGCCCCUUCUGGUCUCUCCCCAACCCUCCACAGGGAGGGACCCAUCAAAAAGUGGACCACCCCGUGGGACAUGGUCUCAACCUGACCACACUAGGACUGGGGUAGAAAUUAGCCUUUCUUAUUUAAAAGUGACAGUACCACCUGUGACACGAUCUCCUCUUCCUUGUUGGCUGCUAUGCCAACAAGGAUGGGCAGCACCAGCUAGGGUAGGUAACAGGUGUGACUUGAGACAAGAGAAAGGCUUAGACAUCCAGCCUCUGGUGGCGUUUUCCUGCCAUUCACCUUGUCAGGGAGGGAGGCGUGGUUUCCCCAGCCACCAAGCAGGCUUUUCCAAUGGCAGGCUCUCGUCUGUGGUGGCUCACCCUACCCACCUUAGGUUUUGUUAAAGCCUCAGUCAUAGGGAUUGAAGGACACAGAGCAUCAGGGGGUGGGUUGCUUUCUGUCUCUAGGUAGGAGAAUUCCCACUUCCUACUGGGCAAUCAGUUCCUUGGUACCUUCCCCCAGCUCCAUGUUGCCCUGACAACCCUCCAGGUCACCACCUUCCCAUACCCCUUCUGCAGUGGAACCCAGUCGCCAGCUUGCUGAGGUCGGCCAGAAUAAGACCUCCUUAACUCAGGCACGGCGUGGCCUUCGAUGGCUUUCCUGGUUCCGCCACUCGCCACUCCCGGUGUUGCCUUUGUGGGCAUUCCCAGGCAUCGUUUCUUUACUGGGCCCAAGUGCAAGAGUUCCUGGCGUGAAUGUGCAUGUCUGGCAACUUUCUGCAUUGUGGUCUUGCUUCAUCUAGGUGCCCUGUGGGCCCUAUGACCCUUCAUAGGGCACAGAGCCCCCAGUUUUGGGAGGCUACAGCCCAUGACCUGACCACAGGAUCUACAGGUUGAGAUCUUACAAGAAGCAGCCCUGACUUCAAACUCUUGUUUUUUGUGGUAUCUUUAGAUCCCUGAUUCCUUAGUGCCCAGGACUGAGGUCUGGAGUAACCCCAGCCCUGCCAAGCCUUGGGGCUGCUGGCAGGGAGUAUGCUGGCUGCUGCUGAGCCCCUGGCACCCUGCACCACUGUGCUGGCCAUGGCAGCUCUCUGAGCUGCAGAGUGCAAGUGCGUUGCCCUGCAUGGUUCAGCUGCUUUGGACGUCUACUAGGCUUCCUGUGCCCUGUCCCCUUCUCAAUGCCAGUGAGUCACGAUGGCCCUUGCUUUUUCUUAGCAAUAAUACCUGGGGUGUGCCCACGAAGUCCUUGUGUCCUGGUCCCUACUCUGCGUGGUCUCUUGGGGAGGCCACUGCUGAGUGGGACAACUCAUGUGAGGACCUGCAUUUAUGAAACUCUGGGCUGUGCAGACACUCGCCAGGGCAGACAGGUAAAUGAGACGUCAGCCCUUGAGCUGUGACUAAGGCAGGGAGAGAGCCGUCCACCCUGAGGCUGCCCGGACCUGGAGGAGCUGCGAGCCCAGCUUUGAAAUGAGUGGGACUGUCUUCCAACCUGGCGGCUCUUAAAAGACAUAACUGUUUGUGUGUGCAUUGCCUGCUGUGUCUCCAUUGGUCUCUGUCUCUUCCUUUUCAUAUGUGUGCACAUAAAAUAUACUGGUGUUUGUGUUCCA